This is a messenger RNA of Drosophila elegans, 2093 nucleotides long. Its product is annotated as monocyte to macrophage differentiation factor. NCBI's taxonomy places the organism in Eukaryota, Metazoa, Arthropoda, Insecta, Diptera, Drosophilidae. The transcript is spliced from 5 exons. The coding region runs from base 242 to 1183 and encodes 313 amino acids. The record is from RefSeq and is a predicted model, not a curated record. Gene Ontology annotation, cellular component: membrane. Gene Ontology annotation, molecular function: pore-forming activity.
GGCAAGUCCCCCCAAUCCGCCGACAGCUGAGGCCAGGUCCAAAAGAAACCUCCACAAACACAACGGUUCUCCGCCAGAUGCAGUGCACCGAGUUUUGGGGCCCUGUGAAUCCUGCGUGGGACUGGGAUUCCGAAUCCGCCCAACUGCGGGUCCGUCCAUCGGCAUCCGCAUCCGCAGCCGCAUUCCACCGAGCGCAGCAUCCGCAUUCGAAUCCGCGGACCCAAAAGAACGUCUGUCCACGAUGAGCACCAGCGAAGGCAGUGGCCCCAUCGGUGGGAAUCUCAAUCGGAAUCGAAAUGGCAAUGGCAAUGGCAAUGGAACGCUCAGCCUGAUGCAGGACAUACAAAACAAGUACGCCUUCCUCGAGGAUCUAUUUAGCAAGUUCUGGAAGUCCAUCAUCACGUCGAACUCCAAACUGAAGCUGCAGCUGCGUAAUGUCAAGUGGAAGAAUGCCAAGGCCAAGAACGGCUGUGCCUAUCAGCCAACGGAGAUUGAGCAGGUGGCCAAUGUGAUUACCCACGGGAUUUGGAUACUGCCGGCCGUGUUUGCGGCCAUAAAGCUCUUCGAACGCUCAUCCAGUUCCAGCCAGUAUUUGGUGUCCUGGGUGUACGGCGGCGCACUUUGCAUGCUCUUCACGGUGUCGACCUUCUUUCACUGCUCCUGCUACUGCGCCGAACACAAACCCCCAAGGAAUGUGAAGGCGUGGCCAAGUUUGGGCUGGCAGACGUACCAGGGACUAAAGAACGUGCUGCAUCGAUGCGACCGGGCCAUGAUAUACGUCUUCAUCGCCGGAUCCUAUUUCCCGUGGCUCACCCUGGAGAACACCGACCACUCGGCCAUUCUCUUCUGCAUGGAGUGGGUCAUCUGGCUGAUGGCGGGCAUUGGAAUUGCCUACCAGCAGCUCUUUCACGAACGCUACAAGUGCCUGGAGACGUUCUUUUACCUGGUGAUGGGCCUUGGUCCGGCUUUGGUGGUGGUGUUCACUGGCCACCACUUCCACGGAAUGCUGCAGUUAAAGUUCGGCGGCGCCUUCUACAUCCUGGGCAUUGUGUUCUUCAAGGCGGACGGAAUGAUACCGAUGGCCCAUGCCAUCUGGCACCUGUUUGUGGUGCUGGCCGCCGGAUGUCACUACUACGCCAUCCUGGUGAACCUUUACCCGGGCGAUGGAGUCAUCAAACCGUGAGCAAUGCGACGGAGCAGCAGUUGGGGAACACAGCGAAUUUAGACCUUAGUACUUAGUACUUAACAACAGGGAUUCGAUUUUGUCAGCCAUGUGUUAUCAUAUUUACCUAUGUACAUGAUGUACCCGAGUCUCUGCUCCACAAUUAGCCAAAUUUAUCUGAGCGAAUACGAGUAGUUGUAGCCAUUAGCAUUACGGACUAACUAAAUCGAAACGAUUCUUGUGAUUCUUGUAUCUGCGGUCUUGCCAAAGAUUCAAAUUGUGCGAGUGCUCAUGUCUCUCUCUCUCUCUCUAUCUAUCUCUAUCUCUAUCUAUCUAACUUGAUAUUAUUAUGUAAUAUAAUAUUGUGUAGACCUUUACAUUGACCAUGUUCCAGCUCACGUUUUGGGCAUGUGUUUCUCAAAAGACUUUGAAUUGUACUCAAAAGGCGAACAACACGAAACGAAAGUGAAAUUGUACAAAGCUCCGAAAAUUUACAACAUGAAACUCCUCGCCCACCCCGCGCCUUUUGAAAACUAGGAGCCCGCCUAGCCUGCAUUACAUUAUGCAUGUUUAUACAGAUGUACUAUAUUUACUACACAUAUAUACCAUAUAUACCAUAUACAGACCAUAUACAGACCUAGCUAGAAUUAAGGAGGCGUGCGAUCCGCGAGCCCAGCCCAUUUGGCAAGUUUCAUCGCUUAGCUCAGGGACUACUCGAUGUGUUCGCAGAUACUGAAAAAGGUGAUCAUUAUAUACGCUCGAUAUUUUGGGGCCUGGCUCGCGAUCGCCGGAUAUUGCUUUCGUGUAUUCGUUUUUGGUGUCUGCCGUGGUUAUUUCGGUGCAGCUCGAUUAGUUUUAACGCAGAGUUCUAGGCACGUCCCAUAGAACUCCAUAGAUGAUGCUUGAAUAAAUGGUUUAUUUCAAAAUGAAA